AUCAGCGCUUCGAGCACUAUAUACAUUCAGCUCUCACAGAAUUAUUUCUCCCCUGAAUUGCUGCCAGCAUGGUCAGAUACUUAUCCUCCGAUGAUGCAGUCAGCGCAUUUCAAGAACAAUUCCACAUCUACAUCCAUGAUCCGACACUAAGAACAAGCCUUGAGGGCCCUCGGCGUCACUGAUCGCGUAGCAAUCAAGGACCUGGCCUUUGAAGGUGACGGGACCCUCACGCUCUUAUUGCUAGCGGAAGGCCUGGCACGGCAUGCCAGCAGAGGUGCAUAUAUCCUGCAAUGAUACCUCCCAUCAAUAACAGAGGUGAUAAUGCAAGAGUCUUGAUGGCAGAGAUCCAUAUGUUCAUCUCUCGUGUCGGUAGUAACGUCUACCUUGCAAAACAGGCUCUCAGUCUAGGCCUGGAUCGUUACAUCCGAAAUAACUCUUCUCAAGGACGAUGGGUGCCUCCAACGCCACUCAGAUAUACCAUGGGGGCUAUUAUCGGUGCUGCUUUUGAGGACAGGGGCUGGGAUCUGGUCGAACUGCGCAGGCUCAUGGUUGCUUUGGGUGUCGCGUAGUCGAACACACGGUUAUAGGGUUUGUACUGUAACGGAUCGCAUGCUUGUAGAUCCGAUAGUUGUGCAGCGUGCAUAUGGUGUAUCUAAAAUGCUUCACUGUGUGGCAUGAUUUGAACGGAUUCAGAAGGACUCAGUUUGACCAGCUCCAGAGGCACCCUUGCAAGCGACAGU
Aspergillus saccharolyticus JOP 1030-1 is the source of this 740-nucleotide messenger RNA. RefSeq lists its product as uncharacterized. The transcript has a single exon. Gene Ontology annotation, biological process: RNA processing. The record is from RefSeq and is a predicted model, not a curated record. Lineage: Eukaryota; Fungi; Ascomycota; Eurotiomycetes; Eurotiales; Aspergillaceae. Gene Ontology annotation, molecular function: ribonuclease III activity. The coding region runs from base 291 to 569 and encodes 92 amino acids.